CCAGAUACUAGAGUCACCUCACGUCUAUCAGUCCUUUACAUGGCCAGAUAUUAAGCAGACAAUGGAGGGUUUUGCACGACAUUAUUGGCAACCAUUUAAUUAUAUACAGACUUAUAUUAUAGGAAUGCUUACGGCAUAUGCUGUCCGAUAUCACCCGAAAGUAUAUCUGGGCGGUCGUUAUGGACACAUAACUUUAUGGAUUAUUACUAUUUGUAUGACUACUAGUAUACUCUAUUGGCAGCGAAACUUUGUUAUGCCCGGCUAUUUGGCCACCAAUUUCAAUGAUUAUGAAAUACCUUUAUACUUAUUGAUUGGAAAACCUUUUUAUUUGACAUCAUUUGUUUGGCUUAUAUAUUGCUGUUCCACUGGCCGGGGAGGCACAUUCAAUGAAAUGUUGGGGUGGAAAGGCUUUAAAGUUAUCGAUAAUUUGGGUCUAGAAAUAUAUAUUAUGCACGUCUUCUUCUUUGUCUACAGAAUUGGUUCGCAACGAGAACUGAGGACUUAUACAGAUUUAGAGGACAGUGCAGAUGAUGACAAUUUUAAUGAAAAUGGCUGUUCAGCUGAUAGUAUGAUAAACUUCUUUAUUGAUAAGUUGACUCCCGAUGACUACGAAGAGGGCAAACAAAAUAUUAAACACACGUUUGGGUCAUUGAAUGAAACGAUUAAAGUUUUUAAUAGACUGGAAAUUUAUGGCAAAAAUGUGAGCGAAAAGUUAUCGGAAUUUACUAAACGAAUGAAUAGUCGAGUGGCAGAAGUGUUGAUGGAAAUGGAUUUAGAGGACCAGUGUAUGCAAUCGUUGGCCAGAAUAAUGAACGGCGCCCGCGAUGGGGACAGAUGGGCACUUAGAUUUUUUGAGGCACAACCUACUCCAUCAAACGGUAUGCUCGAGCUAAGCGGUUCAUCCUAUGGCAACUAUGACCAGUGUCUGAGCAUCGAAAGUCCCGAUGAGUCGGAUAAACCUAAAAUAUAUGGUCAGUAUUGCGGAAUAAAACAACAAAUAUUUGAUAGAAAACAGAUACCGAUGAGUGCUUACGAAGAUAUGUCAAACUAUUUUAAAAAAGAAAUAAACGGUUCCUCAUUAGCCAUAUAUCGCAAUCUAUUGGGAAAGUUAUUUAUGUCACACAGUCUCAAAACUGCCGAACAAUGGCAACAAUUUUUCGAGUUUUCCCAAAACACUAUCCAUGAAGACCUGACACUAAUCAAUGGUCUGUGUUUGCCAUCGACUUGUGAUCCAAAAGACGUUUCCCGAGUAUUAACAAAAUUGAUGUAUCCAAUAACUCAUUUUACUAUUGAAUUAAAUGAAAACUGUGAUUAUAAAGAUAAACCAAUUGUAUUGAAUAAAUAUCAUAUUGUGUCAAUUGUCGGUGUUGGCUCAUUGAUUGCUAUAUUUAUAUUGAGUACAACAAUUGACUUUUUACCAGACAGUCUAUUAAAGAUAAAACUACUAACGAUACCAAUCAUUGGUUUUAUUAUCAAAUGUUUUUCCGGUAAAUCCAACGCACAGUCGAUAUUUGGUUUACAACAAUACGGAAAGUUUAAAGCUUUGGACGGUUUUCGUGCAAUACUAACAUUUUAUUGUGUCGUUUUGCAUACCUAUGAGUUUGGACUGCUGUCUAUGUUUACCCGUAAUCACUAUCAGUCCUCAUCAUAUAAAAUGAUAUUAGAUUAUAGAAAUAUGUAUUUACCAAACAUUUUGCUUAUGGAUAACUUUGUGCUUUUAUCGGGUAAACAAAAUAACUAA
This is a messenger RNA of Oppia nitens, 1741 nucleotides long. RefSeq lists its product as uncharacterized. NCBI's taxonomy places the organism in Eukaryota, Metazoa, Arthropoda, Arachnida, Sarcoptiformes, Oppiidae. The coding region runs from base 62 to 1741 and encodes 559 amino acids. The transcript has 7 exons. The record is from RefSeq and is a predicted model, not a curated record.